UAUUAUAACUUGGCAUCACUGCAAGUCAACGAAAUCGUGCUGGCUGGCGUUUGAUUUUCGAGGUUUGUUUUUCCGGAUUUCACACCGGACCGUUCAAAUUUUGUGAAAAUCUGGUCAAGCAGCGCUAUCGGUGUUGUUAAUCCUCAAUGGGACAUCGUAAGGAUAGCGGAGAAUCAGGCUCUGAUUCAGAUUCCAGUCGGGGAAGCCGGAGCCGUAGCGGAACCCCAGCGGUAGCUCCGACCCCGGGCCAUAACCUGGAACAUCAUGACUCUCGUUCUAACUCACCAACGGGAUCACCGGGACAAAACCGAAGCAGAUCCGGUUCGGCUGCUUCCGGUCGUUCGGGAUCUCAGCGUUCCCACAGUGGUUCUCGAUCUCGAUCGGGGACGCCGGGCUCGAGACGGUCUCAGUCUCGUUCUAGAUCCGGUUCUCGAGCUUCCGGGGGUUCUGAAGGAGGAAGAUCUCGUUCCGGAUCGCAAGGAAGCAGAAAGUCCAGAUCCCGUAGCGGCACUCCGGUAAACCGGUCCCGAAGUGGAACUCCGGAAAAUCGUUCACGUAGUGGAAGCCCCAACAAUCGAUCCAGGAGUGGUACCCCGGAAAAUAGAUCCCGCAGUGGAAGUCCUGCCGCGAGAUCUCGCAGCGGAUCCAGAUCUAGAUCAGGGUCUCCGGCGAAAUCUCAAUCCAGUCGUCGAUCCCGGUCCCGAUCCCGUAAAUCAGGUUCCCGUUCACCAUCGCAGGCAAAAUCACAUCGUUCCAAGUCCGGUUCCCGUUCCCCGUCACAAGCCAAGUCGAAUCGUCGGUCCAAAUCCGGUUCUCGUUCGCCAUCGCAAGCUAGAUCAAACCGGCGAUCAAAAUCCGGAUCCCGUUCACGGAGCCGCUCAGCCGAUUCUGACAUUCGAGAAGACAAACGCAAACGAGCAGUGCUUUCCAGUGAUUCCGGAUCAGAUGCCGAAAAAAUACAGAAAAAGAGGAAAAGUAAACUGAUCGAUUCAGAUUCGGAUGAAGCUUCCGGCAAGGAGGAAGCAUCGGAAGGAAAGAAGGCGAAGGAUGAUUUGACUGCAGAUGCUUUGUUCGGUGAUGCUGACGACAUUAGUUCGGAUGAGGAUGCUGAUUCUGGACGUGAGAGAGACGAGUUGGACGAUCUGGAAGACGAACAGAAGAAGGAUAGCGAACGAGAGAGGAGCAGAAGUCGAAGCAGGUCCAGGUCGCGCUCGAGGUCCCGGUCCAGGAGUCGCGAUAGCGAUCGAAGAUCUUCCGAUGGAGAAAGAGGGGAAGGAUUGGCUCGAUUCGAGGAACCUAAAGAACCGGAAGCAGAACCUGAACCUAUACCGGAAACCAGGAUCGAUGUUGAAAUCCCUCGAAUUGUCACGGAUUUGGGUCGAGAUUUACACUUUGUAAAACUUCCCAAUUUCCUCUCCGUUGAAACGAGACCCUUCGAUGAAGAAACCUAUGAAGAUGAAAUCGACGAAGAGGAAACUCUGGAUGAAGAAGGUAGACAACGCUUGAAACUGAAAGUUGGCAACACAAUCCGUUGGAGGAAUUAUAUCGAUGACGAUGGCAGUGCGAUCCGUGAAACGAAUGCUCGUUUUGUUCGUUGGUCUGACGGAAGCACCAGUCUGCAUUUGGGAUCUGAAAUCUUCGAUGUUUACAAACAGCCGCUGCAGGGAGAUCACAACCAUCUGUUCAUUCGUCAGGGAACGGGUCUGCAAGGUCAAUCCGUCUUCAGAACUAAGCUCACGUUCCGACCGCACUCGACGGAAUCGUUUACUCACAAAAAGAUGACCAUGUCUUUGGCAGAUCGGUCGACAAAAACUUCCGGUAUCAAGAUUCUCACCCAGGUUGGUUUCGAUCCGGAUGCAAACCGGAAAGAAAACAUCAAGAAAGAGGAGGAAAAACUCCGAAUGGCUAUGCGGGCGAAUCAAAAACCGAACCAGAAACCCAGUGGCCGGAAACGUGGCGAAGGUGGAAAUGCCAACAGUUCGUACCAGCAAGAUGAAGGCUCCGAGGACGAGGGAGGAAUCUCGAUUGCAGCCAUCAAGAAUAAAUACAAGGAAGACAAAUCGAAACCCCGACAGGGAGCAGCUAUCUAUUCCUCGGAAGAAGACGAUUCAGAUGUGGACACUGGUCGUAAGAAAAAGAACGUCGAUAGGAAGAAAGCGUUGCGUGCUCUGGAAAACUCGGACGAUUCUGAUGGCGGCACCAGACAUUCCGGGUCGGGUUCCGGUUCCGGAUCUGAAGCAGGUUCAGCUUCCGGCUCCGGUGGUCGAGGUUCCGGAAGUGAACGAAGUGGCGCGGAACAAUCGGGUGAGGAAGCCGCAGGUGGCGAAGAUAGCGAUGAAUGAAUUGACAAACAUUUUAAACUUUAAUAUUAUCGCUAUAUCUAAUAAAGUAUGUGCUACAUAAUGACACACA
This is a messenger RNA of Uranotaenia lowii, 2412 nucleotides long. RefSeq names its product another transcription unit protein-like. The record is from RefSeq and is a predicted model, not a curated record. The coding region runs from base 147 to 2342 and encodes 731 amino acids. The transcript has 3 exons. NCBI's taxonomy places the organism in Eukaryota, Metazoa, Arthropoda, Insecta, Diptera, Culicidae. Gene Ontology annotation, molecular function: RNA polymerase II C-terminal domain phosphoserine binding. Gene Ontology annotation, cellular component: Cdc73/Paf1 complex; nucleus. Gene Ontology annotation, biological process: transcription elongation by RNA polymerase II; positive regulation of transcription elongation by RNA polymerase II.